UUUGGGAAAGUUGCAAAAACAUAGGCGACGGCUAUAGAUUGGUGAUGCUAACUCAAAUGCCAAUUUUGCUGAGCUAAACAAACACUUUGUCUCCUACUCAAAUUCCCUCUUCAUGUUCCAAUUGAUUCCUUGUUUAAUUUGAACUGCUAUUCGUUUUAUCUGUGUUUCUGCUUCAUUUUAUUGAUUCGAAUUCGAAUUCCAUUAUCAAAUUUGAAUUGCAGAAUUGAGAAGGGGUUCAAUAUUGUAUUGGGUUAGGUUACCCAGUUUUUGGAUUUUGAGAAUGCUGAAUUCAAUGAAUUAUUUGUUUUGUUUUCAUUAGGGUUCUUUUGAUUUGAUUUUGUGUGUGUAUGUGUGCGCUAUACGUAAAUCUGAAGUGGUGAGAAAGAGGAUUUGUGAAUUGUAGAGCUUAUUUUGUGGUUCUAGGGUUUUAGUUUGCAUUUGGAGGAGUUGUUGUUGAGUGUCCCAUGGCUUCGUAUAGGCCAUUUCCUCCAUCAUCGCAGUCGAGUUUUGUUCCUCCGCCACCGCCUCCGCAGAAUCAGAACCCUCCGCCACCGCCGUCUCAAUCCAGGGGAGGUCAGUACUCGCAGAAUUGGGGGGGUUAUGGGGUGAAUGAUGGAUCUUCGUAUACUCAGCAGAAUUACUCUCAGGUACACCAGAGUUCAAAUUAUCAGCAUCCUGGUUACGUUCCUCCACCUCCUGCCACCAGAAAUCAGUAUCCACCUCCGCCUCCGCCUCCUGCGGAUUCUUCAUAUCCACCUCCCCCACCACCUUCUGGGCAGCCUCCUCCCCCUCCUGCUCCAAUGUAUUAUCCAUCUUCUCAGGACUCCCAGUAUAGCCAAAACCAUCCCUUGGAGCCCCCACCUCCACCCCCUCCACCUUCAUCUCCUCCAACUUCUGCUAUUCCUCCUCCUCCCCCACCUUCUCAGCCACCGUCCCCUCCACCACCUCCUUCAUCAGUUCCCCCUCAGAAACAACGUAAUGAAAGCAGGCAUAGUGCAGAGAAAAGGCGAGAGUCUGGUUGGCGUGAAUCAAGGCAUGGUAACCACACUUCUCGUUCUAAACAGCCAGACCAUUCUGUUCCCCCAUUGCCAAUGAAAAAAUCCAAUGCUCCUUCAGGAAGGGUUGAGACUGAGGAAGAGAGGAGGUCAAGGAAGAAGAGAGAGAUAGAAAAGCAAAGGCAUGAAGAGAAGAAUAGGCAGCAUUUGAAAGAAUCACAGAAUAAGGUUCUGCAGAAAACCCAAAUGUUAACUUCUGGUACGAAGGGUCAUGGGUCGAUCAGCGCAUCACAUAUGGCUGACAGAAGAACCACCCCUUUGUUAAGUGGAGAGAGGACAGAAAACCGGUUGAAGAAGCCGACAACAUUUCUUUGCAAGUUAAAAUUCAGAAAUGAAUUACCAGAUCCGACAGCGCAACCAAAGCUUUUGACUUUAAGAAGAGACCCAGAUCGAUUUACAAAAUACUCCAUUACUUCAUUGGAGAAAAUGCACAAACCUCAACUACAUGUUGAACCAGACCUUGGAAUUCCACUUGACCUUCUUGAUCUCAGCGUAUACAAUCCUCCCAAGGGUGUAAAGAUACCACUUGCUCCAGAAGAUGAGGAGUUGUUGCGCGAUGACAAUCCUAUAACCCCCAUCAAGAAAGAUGGCAUAAAAAAGAAGGAAAGGCCAACUGACAAAGGUGUUUCUUGGCUGGUCAAAACACAAUACAUUUCUCCUCUUAGCACGGAGUCUGCAAAACAGUCUCUUACUGAAAAGCAAGCUAAAGAAUUGCGAGAAACAAAAGGUGGCCGCAACAUCUUGGAGAAUCUUAACAAGAGAGAUAGACAAAUCCAGGAGAUUGAGGCUUCUUUUGAGGCAUGCAAGUCACGGCCCAUUCAUGCGAGCAAUCGCAGAUUACAGCCUAUCAAAGUCCAGCCACUUUACCCCGACUUUGAUCGGUACAAGGACCCGUUUGUGCUUGCGAAUUACGAUAGUGCUCCAACUGCUGAUUCAGAAACUUACAGCAAGUUGGAUAAAACUGUUCGGGAUGCAUGUGAAUCACAGGCCGUUAUGAAAAGCUUCGUGGCUACAAGCUCAGAUGCCGAUAAACCUGACAAAUUUCUGGCAUAUAUGGUCCCUGCGCCGAAUGAGCUAUCGAAGGAUAUGUAUGAUGAAAGUGAGGAUAUCUCAUACUCUUGGGUUCGGGAGUAUCACUGGGAUGUACGAGGUGAUGAUGCUGAUGAUCCUAAUACUUAUGUUGUGGCGUUUGGGGAAAGAGAGGCCCGUUACAUGCCUCUCCCAACAAAGCUUGUUCUGAGAAAAAAGAGAGCUAGAGAGGGAAAAUCAAAUGAAGAAGUCGAGCAUUUCCCAGUUCCCUCGAGAGUCACAGUAAGGAAGAGACCUACUGCAGCUGCCAUUGAACUGAAAGAAGAAGGGGGUUAUACAACAGCUUUGAAGGGGAAUGUUUCAAGUUCAAAGAGAUCAAGAAUCAGUCAUGAAGAUGAUGUUGGUGAACAACAUAACAAUAUGCAUGAUGAUGAUCAAGAUCAAUCUAGUGGUGGCGAGUACUAUAUGUCUGAUUGAUAUCUUCACAUUCAUUUAAGCUGAUCAGAUAAUUUAACAGAUAAGAGAGAGAAAAAAAUUAAAGGGUAGGUACAUGAGAGAAAUUGCAUAAAUAAUUAAUGUUUUGUACCAUAUAGGAAUUUUGCUCUUUGAAAAGAUUUAACUUUCAAGUAAUUUG
Solanum pennellii is the source of this 2718-nucleotide messenger RNA. Its product is annotated as protein PAF1 homolog. Gene Ontology annotation, molecular function: RNA polymerase II complex binding; chromatin binding. The record is from RefSeq and is a predicted model, not a curated record. The coding region runs from base 465 to 2561 and encodes 698 amino acids. NCBI's taxonomy places the organism in Eukaryota, Viridiplantae, Streptophyta, Magnoliopsida, Solanales, Solanaceae. The transcript has 12 exons. Gene Ontology annotation, biological process: transcription elongation by RNA polymerase II. Gene Ontology annotation, cellular component: Cdc73/Paf1 complex.